Molecule: messenger RNA, 5686 nt
Organism: Chenopodium quinoa (quinoa)
Lineage: Eukaryota; Viridiplantae; Streptophyta; Magnoliopsida; Caryophyllales; Amaranthaceae
Product: probable copper-transporting ATPase HMA5
Exons: 6
Coding region: 1944-4931 (995 amino acids)
Biological process (GO): monoatomic cation transport
Cellular component (GO): membrane
Molecular function (GO): copper ion binding; ATPase-coupled monoatomic cation transmembrane transporter activity; ATP hydrolysis activity
Source: RefSeq, a predicted model, not a curated record
UCCCUUAAUUGUACGUCAAGCAAAAUCGUGAAAAUGAUAAAUACUUCCUCCGCCACGCAUUAUGUGCAACAAACCUUGUUGCACGUUUCCCAAGAUAAAAUUUGUUAAUGUUGAUUAACUAAAUGAAAGGUGUGUGCUUAAGGUUAGGAGAGAGAGUUAAUGGCCACCACUACACCACCUGCCAGCAGCAACAUCCACCACCACCCCACUCGCCGUUACCACGUAACCACCACCACCCCACUCGUCGUUACCACGUAACCACCACCCCCUUACCUAGGCCUACCCCGUAACCACCACCAACACCACCAUGAUCCGAAACCCCACCAUCCAAAUCGCGGAACCCCAUCACCUGAGCGAAAUUGCGACAACCUGAAACCUCAGUAGCCAAUUAAUCGCGAAAACCCACCACCUGAGCGACGCAACAUCGCGAACCCCACCAUCCAGAUCUGAAACCCCACCGACGCAACCAAGAUCUGAAACCACCGCAACCAAUCUCACCCAGUUCGCAACCACCACAAACCACCCUUUACACACUCUCUCACCACCGCAAACCCUAAUCAAUUUUCAGGAUUUCAAUUUCCAGAAGGAUCGGCGACAAUGUCAUGGAGGAGGAGGCCGGUGACUCGAUCGGCGGUGGAUCUCGGCGCAACAGGGGUAGGUUUGGGCGACAGAGGCGACUUGGGGGGGGGGGGGGGUUUCACGAAGACAUCAAUGGAGGAGAGGUGCUCAGGGGGAUUCGGGGUUGGGACUGGGUGGGUGGGUGGGCGAUUUCGGCUUGUGUGGAUCGAACCGUCGCUGUGAGAGAAGCGCGAGAAAAAUGGUGGUGGCGGUGGCAGUGGCGGCUACGAGGCAGGUGAGAGAAAAGUUGGUGAUAAUGGUUGUGGAGGUGGUUGUGAAGGAGGAGAGAGAUUGGGAUGGGUUUAGAUGAUUGAUUAAUUAAUUUUGGUUAAUAUGUUAAUAACAUAUAAUCUUAAUCAUUUAAUAUGUGUUAGUAAAGUUAACUAAGGGUACAUUGGUCAUUUUAAGUAAAAAAAUUACUAAAAGGGGAAAGUUUUAGUUUGUUGCAGAUAAUGUGUAACAUCCAUUUUUAGAAAAUGUUGCACAUAAUGCGUGGCGGAGGAAGUAAAUAUGUGGGAUUCUUGGAUCGUCAUGCUAGCUAGUAACAACAUUGUCUCGAAACUGAAUUAUUCAAAAAUUAGAAAGCUUUCAUAGCUAAAUAUAUAUAUUUCUCGUAUGAUAGUUAGGCCCUGAUCUUUUGUGUUACUGGAAAAAGUAGAGCAGGGAUCAACAAAGUAGAGCAGAAUAGAUUUCAAUAGAGCAGAGCAGCAGAGCCGAGUUUCCAACACACUGCAUAGCACAGCAGCUCAAAGGAACAAAGUAGUACUGUAGCAUAUUGCGUUGCUGACUUUUAUCAACCUUGUCAUAAAAGAAUUAUCCCACUACGACAAGCAUUAAUCAAAACUUGCAUAGUGCACACACUACCCAUAUAUAACCUCCUUUUUUUUUCUUUUUUGGGAAACCACCCUAUAUUAAGUACUAUAACAUAGUUAAAUUAAUUACAUGGUGGAGAGAUUUAUCAUAAUUAUCCAUUUCUUAUUCUUAAAAUAAAGAUGUAAAGUACCUCAUCCAAACUAUAAAAGGAACUGUGUGUCAACUUUUUAUACAUCGAAAUCAAAUACCUAAUUCAGCAUUAUAUUACUUAUUUUUACUUCCAAUUUACUCUAAACUAAUUAAUGCGCACUCAUCAAUCCAGGCUAGAUUUUCAAAAGUUAUACCACUUUUUACAUUUUACUUUAUAAAUACAUAAUAAGAAUCAUUUGCUUACAAUUUACAUCAUUUUUCCAUGUAUUCUUCCAGCAAAGCAACAUCAAAUUAAAAACCCAACAACAAUAACAUUUUUUUUUUUUUUGAAUAGCAACAACAAUAACAUUGCAUAAAGGUCAAUGCCUAUGACAAGCGUGAAACUCUCAACGUUAGUUUGCAUAUGCAAUGACAGUAGGAGUGAUCUUUUAUCCCCGAGAGCUCGGUACCCUUCAAUGCCCAAGUAUCCGAAAGGAGUUUCGACGUCGAUGAGAGGAAAUAUGGAAGAAGGGUGUAAGAGUAGUGAAUGGAAAGCUUUGUUUAGAGUAAUGGGAAUGACAUGCUCAGCUUGUGCUGCUUCGGUUGAGAAGGCUAUUAAACGACUUCCGGGGAUUAAAGAGGCUAUUGUUGAUGUUUUGAAUAAUAAAGCUCAAGUCAUUUUUUAUCCAAACUUUGUUAAUGAAGAACGAAUCCUUGAAGCCAUUGUGGAUGCUGGCUUCGAGGCUGAACUGAUUGCUGAUGAUAAUAUUAACGAUGGAAGCAAUCAAGUAUGCCGGUUAAGGAUUAGAGGAAUGACAUGCACUUCUUGUGCAAAUGCCAUCGAAACUAGUCUCCUAGGAGUUCGCGGUGUUAAUAAGGCACAAGUUGCAUUAGCUACUGAAGAAGCAGAGAUUCACUAUGAUCCGAAGCUUGUUAGUUACAAUGAGCUACUAGAAGCUGUAGAAGAUAGCGGGUUUGAAGCUGUACUUAUCGCUACAGGAGAAGAUAGAUGCAAGGUGCAUCUAAAGGUCGAUGGGAUAAAAACAGAACAUUCUUGGAGAAUGAUUGAGAAUUCACUUGAAGCACUCCCCGGUGUUCAAAAUAUAGACAUUGAUCUAAAACUUCAGAAAAUUUCUGUUUCUUACAAGUCUGAAAAUACAGGACCAAGAGACUUUAUUGAAGUGAUCGAGUCAGCUAGCUCAGGGCAUCUCAAGGCGAUGAUAUAUCCUGAAGAACAUGGAAAAAAUUCACAUAAACAGGAAGAAAUUAAGCAGUAUUACAGAUCAUUGAUGUGGAGUUUAAUCUUUAUGAUACCAGUGUUUCUGACAUCUAUGGUAUUCAUGUAUAUUCCGGGUGUUGGAGAAGUAUUUGACACCAAAGUUUUGAAGAUGCUAACUAUUGGUGAGGUAAUAAGGUGGGUAUUAGCAACCCCUAUACAGUUCAUUAUAGGCCGAAGAUUUUAUAUUGGUUCUUACAAUGCAUUGAGGCAUGGUUCUGCUAAUAUGGAUGUUUUGAUUGCGUUGGGAACAAAUGCAGCGUACUUCUACUCAGUCUACACAGUGGUUAGAGCUGCUACAUCAGAAAAGUUUGAGGGAACAGAUUUUUUUGAGACAAGUUCUAUGCUUAUUACCUUUGUACUUCUAGGGAAGUACCUAGAGAUAUUGGCGAAGGGAAAGACAUCUGCAGCAAUUGCCAAGCUAAUGGACUUGGCCCCUGAGAGGGCGACAUUGUUAACCCUUGAUGCAGAUGGAAAGAUCCUGAAAGAAAAAGAAGUUGACAGCAGAUUGAUACAAAAGAAUGAUGUGCUUAAAGUCAUUCCCGGGGAAAAGAUAGCCUGUGACGGAUUUGUAGUUUGGGGCCAAAGCUAUGUCAAUGAAAGCAUGAUAACAGGAGAAUCGCGGCCAGUACCAAAGAGGAAGGGUGAUCUGGUAAUAGGAGGGACAGUGAAUCAAAAUGGGGCACUACAUAUAAAGGCAACACGCGUUGGAUCAGAAAGUGCACUUUCUCAAAUUGUACGACUGGUUGAAUCAGCACAGAUGAACAAAGCACCUGUGCAGAAGCUUGCUGAUCAUAUUUCUAGAUAUUUUGUACCAUUGGUUAUCCUAUUUGCAAUUUCAACUUGGCUUGGAUGGUUUUUAGCUGGAAAAUUCAACAGUUACCCCGAAUCAUGGAUACCACCAUCAAUGGACAGUUUUGAGCUUGCGCUACAAUUUGGCAUAUCUGUCAUGGUCAUAGCCUGCCCGUGUGCUCUGGGUUUAGCAACACCAACUGCAGUUAUGGUUGGUACUGGGAUUGGUGCUUCUCAAAGUGUACUGAUCAAAGGAGGCCAAGCUCUUGAAACUGCUCACAAGGUUAAUUGUAUUGUGUUUGAUAAGACUGGGACUCUUACAGAGGGCAAGCCAGUAGUUGUCAGCACGCGACUUCUGAGACAAAUGGUGCUGCAGGACUUCUAUAAACUGGUUGCUGCUGUAGAGGUCAAUAGUGAGCACCCAUUAGCAAAAGCCAUCGUCGAGUAUGCCAAGAAGUUUAGUGAAGACAAAGAACACCAAACUUGGGCAGAAGCAAGGGAAUUCAUGGCCAUUAGUGGUCAUGGUGUCAAGGCCAUAGUCAACGAUAAGGAGAUUCUUAUCGGAAAUAAGAGCUUGAUGUUAAACCAAGGAAUCAACAUCCCAGCAGAGGCUGAGAAAUUGCUUUCAGAAGCCGAAGGUAAGGCAGAAACAGGCAUUCUGGUAUCCAUUAGUCAUGAAGUUGCAGGAGUAAUAGCAAUUUCUGAUCCUCUGAAGCCGAGUGCACCUGAAGUCAUAUCUAUUCUUAAGUCCAUGAACGUUGAGAGCAUUAUGGUGACUGGUGACAACAAGGGGACAGCCAACUCCAUUGCCGGACAAGUUGGAAUUGAGACCGUGAUUGCUGAAGCUAAACCUGAGCAAAAAGCAGAGAAAAUAAAGGAAUUACAGGCAGAAGGUUAUGUAGUGGCAAUGGUUGGAGACGGUAUUAAUGAUUCACCAGCAUUAGUAGCUGCUGAUGUCGGAAUGGCAAUUGGUGCAGGAACAGACAUAGCCAUAGAAGCAGCAGAUAUUGUUCUGAUGAGGAGCAACUUAGAGGAUGUCAUAACUGCCAUCGACCUCUCAAGGAAAACUUUCUCUAGGAUAAGAUGGAAUUAUAUAUGGGCUUUGGGUUACAAUAUACUUGGUAUCCCAAUUGCUGCAGGAGCUUUGUUCCCCUCAUUGAGAUUUCGUUUACCACCAUGGAUUGCAGGAGCGGCUAUGGCUGCUUCAUCGGUCAGCGUUGUUUGUUGGUCACUCUUGCUGAAGAAUUACAAAAAACCAAAGAUAUUGGACACCCUUCAAGUUAAGGAAAUAAGGGUAGAGUGAAAACGCUACUUAGCUAGUACAUGAUAAGAUGAGCAAUCGUGUUAGCUACAAUAAUUUUGUACAUAUGUACUGGUAAGCUAUCAAUAAGCUCAAGGUCUGCUUAUACUUGGCUAAAUCAUGAAAUUGUAAAUAGGUUCGUAAAGUGGCAAGAAAAGUGCUCCAAUUAUUUCCCUUCCAUGUUGUACACGAAAACAUUUGUUCAAGGACCAACUCAACCAAAAUGUUAAGGUGAUGGUUGAGGCCCAAGAAUAUAUUUUAUACUCUAUCAAUGUUGGUUUAGAUCGAAAAACCAACUCUGAACCUUAUGGGCGGGAGGGGAGGCUGGAGCAGCAAACAAUAAGCUCAAUCUGUUGUAGGAUCAGGUCAAUUUCUUUAUAAAUCACAUAGUAGUAUAUGUUUACUCUAUGCUAGUGUAUAAAUUUCUCUUGGCAUUUGUUGGUGAGUAAUUCAGAAUGUAAGAAACAUAAUGUAUAGUUAUAUCUUUCAGCAGCAAACACGCAUAUUUUUUUUUUUUUUUUUUUUGACAAUGAGUACUAAUAAAGAAAUACAUAAAAAGAAAGCAACCAACAACUACACUACACAAACCCAAAAAGACACUUGCGAGCAAACUUUAUUCGAGUUAAGUUGGAGUACUUGAAGUCCACACUAGGCCCACGACCACGCUUUGCACCCACACGAACCACUUGACAUCCUGCAUGUGAUAUAGGUCGCCCCAUCAAAGAACUAAUUUUCCUUAAACGAGGGUGAUAAAUAGA